Pelagomonas calceolata is the source of this 1787-nucleotide messenger RNA. The record is from the annotation of a GenBank genome assembly. Lineage: Eukaryota; Pelagophyceae; Pelagomonadales; Pelagomonadaceae.
AGCCACGCUUCCUGGCCGGGCACAAAAAACAACAGGCGAGGCGACCCAACGCGCGGAUACGCGUUAGAACUCGCUACCAAUACAUCUGAACCGGGACUGCACGCGUAGAGCCCUGCGCUAGAUAGUACCAGGCUGUGGAGCAUCAAGGCUGUGGAAUUAGCCUGAGCGCCCGUGAGCAGACCGCGAGGCGCUACCGAUAAGAUGGGCCGCGGCGACGCCUGCGAGGAGCGGCGCACGAAACUCAAGGCCCACUCGACCAUCAACGAGCUCCCGCAGCAGUCCGUGGCCCUCGAGAAAUAUUAUAACCUCGCGGGGCAAUGCCAGGCCAAGGCCAACGCAGCGACGGAGAAGGCGUUACGGAUGCCCGCGCGCACGUACCUGGAGGCGCACCGGCGCCAGGUGCCGUUAGAUCAGGCCUACUGCUACCAGCGCCGCUACGCGACUCUUGGAAUGGAGUGUAUCCCGAAGCACGGCUACUACAACAGUAAAUUAGGGCCGCAGCGAGCGGCGCUCAAGAGCGGAUGCCUCGGCGCCUUGGCGUGGCUCGAGAAGAUCGUGGACGCCAUGGACGCCGACGAGGUCCUGCUGGGCGCGCACCGCGCCGCCGUCGCCGCCCUCAAAAAGCGCGAGGCCGAGGAGGCGGCGCUCAAACAAGGCAUGGCGCGGCUCCAGCGGGACCGGGCGGAACGGGAGAAACGAAAACAAAAGCAGGCCGCCGACGCGGCGCUGCCGCCGUUGGUGCGGGGCGCACGCGUGCGCUACAAGGACGGCAGUUCCGGCUCUGUCGUGGAGUGCCACCGCGACUGUCCCGAGGGGCCUUAUUAUGAUGUGGCGCUGGACGGCGGCCGCGUCGUCCAGGCCGAGCGUAGUAAUCUGGAGCUCAUCGCGGGCAAGCCUACGGCUCCGUCGGCGCCGCCGCCUCCACCGGUCCCCUCCGCGCCGCCGCUGCCUCCGGUCCCGCCGCCGCCGCCGCCGCCGCCGGCUUAUGAUAGUGACGCCGUCGCGCUCGGCGCGACGCCGCUGCCGCCCGCCCUGCUGGGGUAUGAGGAUUCCGUCGCGUCCAAGAUCACGAUCGAGGAAGUGAGAUCAUCGGCGGAGCGCGCCUGGGGCCAGACGACGGCGCAAGGACGAGGUCGCGUCGAGCGAUUACCGACGUUCCAAGGGAGGGUCAGGGACGCGAGAAACCUUGAUAGUACGAAUGGCUGCGCCGUCAUCGCGCCCCUCGUCUGCCAGAUGCAUAUUGGGGAAAAGAAGGAGUUAACAAAUAGCGACGUCGCCAGAGUCAUCGACGACAUCGUGCCUCCGAUACUAGCACAUAUCCGGAAGAAGCACGGUCUCGGGAACGGCGCCUUCAUCAUCCCCGCUGAUGUUCAUGAUUAUUUGUACGACGCCAAGGCCAUCGACCAUUCGAUGUUCGCUGGAGUGUUUGGCGGGAAUUGCUUAGAUGACGAGCACGUCGCCAAACUACUAAAUGCGUUCGAGGAGGUGCCACAAUCAGACAAGGCGGGCUGCGCCUUCUUCUUCAAGGAGCACGUCAUCGCCGUCCUCCGAGUCGGAAAAGAGUACCACUUCGUCGACUCGUUGGGAGGCGGCGACGCGUCGGGCAUGGGCACGCGGACGGUCUGUGCGGAUGUGGAAGCUUUGCGCGUGUUCCUGCGAUAUUACGUCUCCAAGAAGCUGCCCCCGGGCUGCGUCGGCAAUGCCUUCGACGAGGCGACGGCCGACUUCGACGCGCGCGUCUUCCAGGCCUUCCUGUGGCGGCACGCGCCGAAUAAGUAGUUUUCAUG